Messenger RNA from Macrosiphum euphorbiae (potato aphid), 606 nucleotides. Lineage: Eukaryota; Metazoa; Arthropoda; Insecta; Hemiptera; Aphididae. The record is from the annotation of a GenBank genome assembly.
AUGCAUGAUUUGUAUGAGGGUGUUUGUCAUUAUGAUAUGUGUCAUAUAAUUAAAUAUUUUAUCAACACAGCUAAACUAUUUACUUUAGAAACAUUGAAUAAACGAAAAUCAAAUUUUAACUAUGGCCCAAUAGAGUUUGGUAAUAUUUCUCCCGAAAUUUCAAUUAAUCAUUUGAAUAAUUGUCGUUUGAAGAUGUCUGCUAGGGAAGUAAUGACAUUUAUACAUUUUUUUCCUCUUAUGGUAGGAGAUUUAGUGCCAGAAAAUGAUGAAGUUUGGUCAUUUUUUUUAAUAUUACUCAAAAUUGUUGAUAUUUUGUUAUCAUACACUUUUAAUGCAGAUGCAAUUAGUUAUCUUAAACAAUUAAUAUCAAAACAUAACAAUCAAUAUAAUCUACUUUUUAAUGACACCCUAAAACCAAAACAUCAUUUCUUAGUUCAUUACCCAACUGUUAUAGAAUAUUCAGGUCCUCCUCGAUUGUAUUGGUGUUUUCGAUUUGAGGGAAAACAUAAAGAAAUGAAAAUCACAUAUGAUUUCAGUGGCCCACCCAUAAAUAUUACAAAUGUGGCAAAUGGUAAAAAAAUGCUUAGAUUAAAAGAGUUUUAUUAA